AUGAGUUAAAUAAGGCCACUUGGUGUGAAAGGUCAUCGCAAGGGUUCAGCACACAUACCCUUUAUUCGGCAAGAAUCAUAAACCUCACCUUCAAAUAAGAAAAUAGCUUCAUAAAAAAUGAUAGAACUCUAAUAAAAGCACAAGGAAUAAAGGCGAUAGCAACGAGAACGAGAGUCAAAACUAAGUAGUGAAAAAAUAGACAAAGAUGCCGAAGCCUUUGAAGAGGCCAUAAAUAUUUUAUAUGAAAAAGAACGUUUAAUUCAAACAUUUAGUUCUCAAAGUGAAAUAUAUUAGAUUCUGAGACUACUUGGACUUAUAAUGUGCGUGAGGGCCUAAGAUCAUUAAAAUGGGUUGGGAGUGGCAAAGAGAGAUGGUUCUUUCAGAAAAUAUAGUUCUAAUGAGGCUUCAUUUAGAAAUGAUAAAUUGCUCUACAAUUUUGAAUGCAUGCAAUACAAUAAAAUUUAAUCAAGCGUAAUAAAUAAUCCUACCAUUAUUGAAAUGAAUGGAGUAUUAUAAUUCACGUUGAUUUGCUUCGUUGCUAAAUAUGGACAAUUAAUUACUAAUCAACAUCUCGAUACAAAUCACGUAUUUUUGUGUGCUGUGGGUGCAAUGGCCUUAAACUUUAUAUGCUUGAAAUCUAUAUUCAAUUCAAAGACUAAGUAAAUCGCUCAUGUGACAUAUCUAAUAUUCUUCACUAAUCUAAACUAGGACUUUAAAAUGACUGUUUUCGAUUUCUUGUGCUGCGCUGCACUAUGUUAUAUCUCUUAUAUGAAACUUCUUGAGUUUCAAGUUAGAUAAUUUGAUGAAUACAAACGAGUCAAUCAACUUACUCAUAAAUAUGGAAGAUAUGAGCGCAUUUUCUCUAAUAUGAGAUUUGGAUAUGCAAUCUUGAGUUAUUAAAAUGUCCAUUUCCAAAAUGACAACUUUAGAAAAACAUUGGGGAUCAAAUAAGACUCUCAGAUAAGAAGAAGACAAAGAAUUAUGCAUUAAAAUGGUCAUUCAAAGUAAAUAGAUAUGAAAGGUGAAAAAUCUCAGCCACCUUAAAUAAAAACAGUCUCAGUGAUGGAAGAUAUGAUAAAUUUUCUUAGAAAUAAACCUACUGUGGAGAUCAAUGAGGAAAUUGAAUACUAAUUGGAAAAAAUAGAUUCCAGAAUAAACCAAAAAUAUUUGAGAUUUUUCAUUAUCACUUUCUAAUUCAUUCUCUGGGAUGGCCAGUAAAAAAUUUAAUUGACUGUAAGAGACGUUACUCAGGACAAGAAACUUCUAGAUCAAAGAAUGGUCUGUUAGUUAAGGAAUAUGAUGUUUAAGUCUUUCACUCAUGAGAUCAAAACUCCAUUGAAUGGUGUUGUGCAAACAAUUGAUUUAAGCAAUGGAAUACUGAAUAAAUUGUUAGAUGAAAAAAAAAAUUCUUACACUUCUCCAGAUAGAACAAAUCACAAGAAACUUCAAAGCUAUAUGAACUCAAUUGAAUCAGGAAUAUAUAUACUUUAGAAUAAUUUAAAUGAUUUGAUUGAUUAUUAAUUGAUCGAAAAUGGCGAAUUAAAGAUAAACUUUAAGUAGUUUAGACUCAAAGAAUGCUAUGACACCAUAAUUAAAAUUAUUAAGCCCUAAAUCUAGAAUGCGGAUGUCAAAUUCAUAAAUUUCUUGGACCCAAACAUACCUAUCUUCAUGGAAAAUGAUCAAGAUAGGAUUAUAAGAAUCGUGCUGAACCUAUUAUUAAAUGCCUAAAAAUUUACUCCGCAAGGCCAAAUUAAAUUCACAAUGAAGGGAAUAUCUCAAAAGAGGGAUAGCUCUACUCCUUAAAAUAAUUAUAUUAAAAACACAACUUUUGUAAAAUUUGAAGUCUCAGAUACAGGGCUGGGAAUUCCUGAUGAUAAGAAAAACUAUAUUUUUAAAUUACUUGAAAGUGACCUCAUGGCUCUUGGCAAUAUGCAUUAAAGUAAUCACUAAAAAUCCGCCAAAGUAGGAUUACCUAUUUGCCAACUAUUAUGCCAAAAGAUGGGAGGCUAGAUUAAGGUUAAUUCUUAAUUAGGUCAAGGUACUAAGUUUUGGUUUAUAAUUCCGGUGAAUUAACGAAAAGCUAAUCCAAGUACUUUUGGGGAUGCUGUUGACACCAAGACUUAAGGAAUUGAAUAUGAAGAAUCUGAUACUGAUGAAGAGAAAUUAGGAGCCAAUUCUCAAAGAUUUAGUAGCAAUGAUGAAGCCGAAAGUAACUAUGGGCUACCAGAAUAGUUAGCUAUGACUCAUUAACUUCAAAAUGAAAAUUUCCUUUGUUUAUUUCAGCAAAAUGUAUAUGAUGAGGACAACUUUUAUGACGAAUAUAAAUUUGAUGAUGAAUAGUCUGAAUUAGGAGGAGGUUUAUAAGGUUAAUUUGGUGGAGGCUUUUAAGGUCGUAAAUCUAGUUUUAUUCCAUACAAUAGCAAAAAUGCAAUAGUAUACUCCAAUAAUAGAUACCCUAGGAAAAAAAGCUAAUUUGCAUAUUUAACAUUCAACUAAAUCGCUGAGCAUUAAAAAUAUCCUUAAGAAGAAUUAAAGCUUAAUUAAGAUAAAUCUCCAGGAGGUAGAUCAAGAUCAAAUCAAAAACUUCAGUCUAGUGGACCUGAAUUUGGUCCAGACAAUGAACGAAAGCUUAAAGUUAAUAAAUCUUAUGAUUCCUUAGGAUUCAAUAAAGAAAUUAAUUCAAAUCAAAAUAGAUUUUAAUUGACAAAUAACCCAAGUCCUUAAAAGUAAAGCCGAAUGGAAGGUGUCAGAAAACUCAGAGUUAAUUCAAACUUCAGUAUCUUGAAGUAAAAUAGAUUAAGUGAGGGAUCUGAUCAAGACAAGUCAAUAGGCUUUAUAUCUGAUGAUGAUGAAAAUUGCAGAUUAGUAGGAGAUAAGCCAUUUAUCUAGCAAUAAGUAAAGCAAAGCAAAACUCAUAAUGAAGCUUAGAUAGGUUAAAAACUAAAUUAAGAAAUCAAUCCUCAAUUAAAUCAUACUUUGUAACCGACAUAAGUUGAUAAUGUAAACAUUGAGCAAUUAUUCUCAACUCCUUGUAAAUGCGCACAGAUUUUAAUAGUAGAUGAUAUUGAUAUGAAUAGACUAAUGGUAACUGAGAUUUUAAAGUAAAACUUCAAUCUUAUAUCAGAUUAAGCAAUUAAUGGCAAGGAAUGUUUAAAGAUUAUAAAGGCCAAGCAAUAUUCUGAAUGCUGUUCGAGCUAUAAAAUUAUCUUUAUGGAUUAUGAAAUGCCAAUCAUGAAUGGAAUUGAGGCUAUACAGCAUAUUUUGAUGAAGAGUAGAACUGCAAAGAUGCUGGAAUGGAUUAUUUUUGUACAUUUCAAUUUUUAAUCACAUUUAGUGGCAAAACCAGCUCCAUUAGCUCAUAUUGCUGCAACUUUGAAAGAAAUUCAUAGGCAUAUGCAAAAUAGGUUGGAAUAAUCAGAUAGACCUCCAGUUUAUUCCUAAGUUCCUCUAGAAACUGGCUUUUUCCUUAGAUAAAGUGACUGA
This is a messenger RNA of Stylonychia lemnae, 3483 nucleotides long. The record is from the annotation of a GenBank genome assembly. Lineage: Eukaryota; Ciliophora; Spirotrichea; Sporadotrichida; Oxytrichidae.